Messenger RNA from Durio zibethinus, 1745 nucleotides. RefSeq names its product alpha-galactosidase 3-like. The record is from RefSeq and is a predicted model, not a curated record. NCBI's taxonomy places the organism in Eukaryota, Viridiplantae, Streptophyta, Magnoliopsida, Malvales, Malvaceae. Gene Ontology annotation, molecular function: hydrolase activity, hydrolyzing O-glycosyl compounds. Gene Ontology annotation, biological process: carbohydrate metabolic process.
GUUGAACAAAAUGGAUAAACUGAAAUUAAAAUAAAAAAAAAAUCAUAAAUUUGCUUGUCCCGUCGGUUUUCUCUUGCUUAGCUUACAUAAAACCGAUAAAGUUUCAACUUCUAACAGAGGUGAUUCAGGUGAAGAAAGAAAAGGGCAUGGGGAAGAUGAAGAAGAAAAGUAUUUUCAGUGUUUAUAUUGCAACAGUUCUUAUUGUGUGGUUGACUGAUGUCGGAACUGAAGGAAGAGAAGUGGCUGUCUUGGAAAAACAUGAAAAACCCAGUUCAGGCUUUGGCUUUGGUUUCACCAAAUCUUUCAAUUCCAUUUAUGAUACUUCAAAAUAUGGGAUUUUUCAACUCAACAAUGGCUUGGCUCUAACUCCUCAAAUGGGAUGGAAUAGCUGGAAUUUCUUUGCCUGUAAUAUCACUGAAGAUCUUAUCAGGGAAACAGCGGAUGCACUUAUCUCAACAGGCUUGGCUGAUUUAGGCUAUGUGUAUGUUAAUAUAGAUGAUUGCUGGUCUGCUACCAGUAGAAAUUCAGAGGGUCAAUUGGUCCCUGAUCCAAAUGCUUUUCCAUCAGGAAUCAAAGCUCUUGCUGAUUAUGUACAUAGGAAAGGCCUCAAGCUUGGUAUUUAUUCUGAUGCUGGGGCAUUUACAUGUCAAGUUCGACCUGGAUCGCUUUUCCAUGAAAUUGAUGAUUCACAGCUGUUUGCCUCUUGGGGUGUAGAUUAUUUGAAGUAUGAUAACUGUUUCAACUUGGGUAUUGACCCAAAGAAAAGAUAUCCUCCAAUGCGUGAUGCUCUAAAUGCAACUGGGAGAACAAUAUUCUAUUCUCUUUGUGAAUGGGGUGUUGAAGACCCUGCCUUAUGGGCUCGUGGGGUUGGAAAUAGCUGGCGUACAACAGAUGACAUUAAUGACACAUGGGCAAGCAUGACUACGAUAGCUGAUCUAAAUAACAAGUGGGCUUCCUAUGCUGGACCUGGUGGAUGGAAUGAUCCUGAUAUGCUGGAAGUUGGCAAUGGAGGCAUGACUUAUCCAGAAUACCGUGCUCAUUUUAGCAUUUGGGCUUUGAUGAAGGCCCCUCUUUUGGUGGGUUGUGAUGUAAGAAACAUGACUGCUGAAACUUUUGAGAUUCUAAGCAAUAUGGAGGUUAUUGCUGUAAACCAAGAUUCAUUAGGGGUUCAGGGAAGGAGAGUUCAAGUUGCUGGAGAAGAGAACUGCCUUCAGGUUUGGGCAGGUCCUUUGUCUGGAAAUCGCUUGGUAGUUGCUUUCUGGAAUCGGUGUUCAAUAGCUGCAACUAUUACAGCAAAUUGGGAGGCCCUUGGUCUUGAAUCUAGCACCAGUGUCGCAAUAAGAGAUUUGUGGCAGCACAUAGAUCUUGAGGAAAAUGCCGUGGCAUCAUUUGGUGCUAAAGUUGAUUCUCAUGACUGUCACAUGUACAUUUUCACUCCCAUUGCAGCAGCUCACUCUGAAAUUUAGGUUGAUCAUACAGGCAGACAUCCAGAGUUUUGCCUUUGUUACUAAGAAAACAGUAACUGCUUCUUGAAAGUGUUUUAAAUGGUGUCUAUGAGAAGUGGUUGGUACAUCUGAACUCUUUCCAAGUGAUGCCUUAAAAUACUUUCUGGAAAAACGAAUAAAUUCAAGUGAGAUGUGGGAUGGCAUAAAAAAACACUGUUGCUCUGAAUGCAGAUAUACUUUUGUGGGGUGCUUGAUGUGUUACUACCAUUUUUUGACAAUGGAAACAGAAACUUCGCUGAA